AUGGCAUUCACACCGACACUCUUCUCAAAGGCUUCUCUUUUCUCUUACAGAAGAACCUUUUGCAUACAAUUAGCUUCUGCUUUUCACGAAUUCCAGCCCAACAAGAAGUGGAGGCAACCGGUGGCAUCAGUUCUCAAGCUUGGUGGCGUCAAGAUUUCCAAAGAUGAAAUAGUAAGAGAUGACCCAACAAACAAUGUUCCUGAUUCAAUAUUCUCAAAGCUUGGAAUGCAGCUUCACAGGAGGGAUCAGCAUCCCCUUGGCAUCCUGAAGAAUGCAAUCUAUGACUAUUUUGACACAAAUUAUCCCAACAAAUUUGACAAGUUUGAUGAUUUGUGCCCAAUAGUUUCGACCAUUGCGGUAGAUAUUCGCCUUUUCUGGUCAAAUGAUGAGCGAUUUACUUUUCAAUUCUCUAAAGGACAGCUUGGUAUCAAGUUUAAACCAUUUUCAAAGUACCCUCCAUGUUACAAGGACAUGAGUUUUUGGAUCAACGAUUCAUUUACUGAGAACAACCUCUGCGAAGUUGUUAGAGGUAUCGCUGGGGAUCUUGUGGAGGAGGUGAAAUUGAUAGAUAACUUCACCAACAAGAAAGGAAUGACCAGUCAUUGUUAUAGGAUAGCAUAUCGAUCAAUGGAGCGUUCUCUCACGGAUGAGGAGAUAAACGACUUGCAGUGGAGGGUACGAGAACAAGUCGAGACCAAGUUGCUCGUUGUUCUUAGAUGA
This is a messenger RNA of Fraxinus pennsylvanica, 720 nucleotides long. The record is from the annotation of a GenBank genome assembly. Lineage: Eukaryota; Viridiplantae; Streptophyta; Magnoliopsida; Lamiales; Oleaceae.